GCACAAGGCAUGAUUUCAUAUAAGAAUAUUGGAGACAAGGAGGACACUUUAAUGGACAUCGCUGAGCUGUACUUAAGUGAGUUAGCCUCCAGGUCCAUUGUUCAAGUUGAAAUGAAACUUGAUUAUGAUGUCGGAAAUAGUACAAAAUAUGGUAAAUGCAAACUUCAUGAUGUAGUAAGAGAACUAUGUUUGAAAUUGGGAAAAAGGGAGCAUUUUGGUGUGCAGAGUUUGGAGUAUAAAGGUGGGAAACUUAGUACCUUACUACGGGAAGCUUCGUCGGAUAUGAAGAUACAACAUUUAGCUAUCCAUUUCAGAAGUGAAGUCGAGCACGAGCUUAUAAUCGCUCGUGGAGAAGAUACUAGCGAGCAUAUAAGGUCUAUUCGAUUAUCCAAUCAUAUAGGAUCGAAUGUUGUUGAGUUCCCCCCACGAAGUGUGGUUGAUAUUCAGAAAUUCAAAUUGGUAAGAGAUCUAGUUUUUUCUAGAAUCAAAUUUGCAGGAGGAAAGUUACCGAGAGGAAUCACUAAACUUGUUCACCUUAGAAGUUUGUUUUUACAAAGAUGUGAACUUGAUAAGCUACCCUCUUCCAUGAAGAAUUUGGUAUAUAUGGAUACCCUUGAUUUGAGGUAUUCAAGGAAUGUUGAAGUUCCAAAUGUUUUUAAGGAGAUGUUGCGAUUAAAGCACUUGAUUCUUCCUAUCUAUACAAAUGCAAACAUUAGAAAUUAUCGACUAAGAUUGGAUGAAGGAGUAUAUGAGUUGGAGACUCUAGCAUUCUUUGAUAGUAGAUGUCAUGAACUUAAAUGUAUGCACAGAAUGAAGAAUCUCCGAUAUUUUAUAGCAAGAAUAUACGAUAAUGAAAGCUUGUCAGCUAUCAUGAAUGGCAUUAUGAACUCGAACAAGAUACAGUAUUGUCAAGUAAGCAUUCAAGAAAGUUGCGACUUAACAAGCGAGGGAAUGCUGGAGAAGGCUUUGACAUGUCCCAAUCUUUUUGAUUUGAAUAUUGAUUCUAAGUCAGUGAAGGCGAUAGCUAAGUGCGAGAGUGAUUUGUUAAGCUCCAAACUUAAGUGUUUAAAUUUGUUUGAUUGUGAGAUUGAGGAUGAUCCAAUGUGGAUACUGGGAAAGCUUCCUUGCUUGAUAAGAUUGAAAUUAUAUCGGAAAUCAUUUGUUGUGGAGGAGAUGAGGUGUCCAGCAAACAGUUUUCUUCGGCUCAAGAGGCUAGCAUUAAGAGGUUUACCAAAGUUGAGGGAGUGGAGAGUGGAGUCAGGAGCCAUGCCCCUUCUCUCUAAAUUAACAAUCAGCAGAGUGUUCUUGUCUAGAGAUGGUUCCAGAGGGAUUGAGUGGCAUUUCUACCCUUCAGACUCUCGUAAUUAAACAUAUGCCGGAAUUGAGCGAAAGGGUAUCACCAUCAGGACAGGAUUUCCACAAAGUCCGCCAUGUCCCUUCAAUUAUCAUCAAGGAAUAGUCUUCACCAGGUGAAUAUCUACCUUUCUCUAAAGGGUACAUUCCUUGGUAAGGUUAUAAUGGCUCUCUAACUCUUUGUAAGAUUGUAUCGCCUUGUAUUUUAG
Molecule: messenger RNA, 1562 nt
Organism: Salvia hispanica
Lineage: Eukaryota; Viridiplantae; Streptophyta; Magnoliopsida; Lamiales; Lamiaceae
Source: RefSeq, a predicted model, not a curated record